CGGAGCAAUUACGGCCGGGAGCUGCGAAACCAAAAAGCAAAACGAAUCCGUCAAGGAUCGUCUCUGAGGUUGGCGCGCCGGGGCCGGCCGGCCAAAGCGGAGCGGGCGGGCGGGCGGCGCCCGGAGCCAUGGCGACCUACGUGAGCGAGCUGGAGGCGGCCAAGAAGAACCUGAGCGAGGCUUUGGGCGAGAACGUCAAGCAAUACUGGGCUAAUUUGAAGCUGUGGUUUAAGCAAAAGAUCAGCAAAGAAGAGUUUGACCUAGAAGCACGGAGGCUCCUCACACAAGACAAUGUCCAUUCUCACAAUGACUUCCUGUUGGCUAUUCUCACACGAUGCCAGAUCUUGGUUUCUGCACCUGAGGGUGCUGGCUCUUUGCCAUGGACAGGAGGUUCUGCAACAAAACCGGGGAAGCCCAAGGGGAAGAAAAAGUUUUCCUCCGUUCGGCAGAAGUUUGAUCACCGAUUCCAGCCUCAGAAUCCAUUAUCUGGAGCUCAGCAGUUUGUGGCCAAGGACCCCCAAGAAGAUGAUGAUCUGAAGCUCUGCUCACAUACAAUGAUGCUUCCCACCUGGGGCCAGCUGGAGGGAAGGAUGAUUGUCACUGCUUAUGAGCACGGACUGGAUAAUGUCACUGAAGAGGCAGUGACAGUUGUUGUCUAUGCUGUGGAGAAGCAUCUUAAGGAUAUCCUUGCAUCUAUAAUAUCAAGGAGAAAGGCCUACCGUCUCAGAGAUGGUCACUUCAAGUAUGCCUUUGGAAGCAAUGUGAACCCACAGCCUUAUCUGAAGAAUAGUGUUAUUGCUUACAACAACUUAACUGAGUGCCCUCCCACGUGCUUAGCUCCCCCUCCUGGUCAAAACCUGGCUUCCCACCCACCUCCUGACGAUGCUGAGCAGCAAGCAGCCCUACUCCUAGCAUGUUCUGGGGACACCUCUCCAGCAACUCUGCCACCAGUCAACAUGUAUGACCUCUUCGAAGCUCUGCAGGUCCACCGAGAAGUGGUUCCUGCACACACAGUCUAUGCCCUCAAUAUUGAAAGGAUCAUCUUGAAGCUCUGGCACCCAAACCACGAGGAGCUGCAGCAGGACAAGAUCCAUCGGCAGCGGCUGGCUGCAAAGGAAGGACUCCUGACAUGCUGAGGCAGAAGCAGUGGCCAGUGCUGACGAUCGGCUGGGCUGCUAUCUCCUGGACCUGCCAGUUGGGCAUUAUGACUUUGGGAUCACAGGACUUGCAUUAUGGUGUUAGCUUUCCCAAGUGGAAAUGUGGACUUCUUUCCUAUGGAAAUAUUGCUUGAGAAACCAGAGUGCUUUGUGCUUGCUUCUAGAAAGGAUAAAAGAGCAGUGCCUCAGCAAUGCUUAUGCUUUGCCCCGGCACCCUCUUUUAAUCACAGUGCAUGGCAGUCAUUCCAAAAAUAGUUUUGUGUCACUGUGGAAAAGGAAAAGUGACAUUGUUUGCUGUGGAGAACCUGUUCUUAUUAUUAUUCCCUUCAUGGAAUGAAGGAUUGUGGCCAGAGAUUGACAGAGGCUGGUUCUUAGAGUUGCCAAGUUUUAGGGCUGCAGUUUGAGCCGCUGCCCUGGGCUGCCUUUGCAACUAUAGCAAAGAGCUUUGUACAUAGCAAAGAGCUUUUGUGUUGGGUUUAUAUAAUGUAUGACAAAAGGGAAAAAUAUUGAUCCACGUUAAUAAAAUCAGCUGUAAGACAAUUCUCAUAAAAGAGAAUCUUUUUAUCUCA
This is a messenger RNA of Podarcis raffonei (Aeolian wall lizard), 1726 nucleotides long. RefSeq names its product transcriptional adaptor 1 (gene TADA1). The coding region runs from base 129 to 1136 and encodes 335 amino acids. The record is from RefSeq and is a predicted model, not a curated record. Gene Ontology annotation, biological process: regulation of transcription by RNA polymerase II. The transcript has 8 exons. Gene Ontology annotation, molecular function: transcription coactivator activity. Gene Ontology annotation, cellular component: SAGA complex. Lineage: Eukaryota; Metazoa; Chordata; Lepidosauria; Squamata; Lacertidae.